CCUCCCUCCCCUUUCAGUGCACUCUGAAAUUACCAAUGGAAUGAAGUUUGGACUUUUUUCCUUCAAGAGACUCAGUAGUUUUACCAGCUAGAACGGGUGAAUCUGAAGGAAUUCUCCUCUGGGCUUGCAUUAUGGAAAAUAGCUCUCAGUCCAGCAGUCAACAGGCUCUAUGGAAAGAUGUGGAGGUCGGAAAAGAGAAGAAGACCAGGUGCCGGAGUUACCAGCGAGGAGCCCUGAUUCUAGGUGUGGUCUUCUUGAUGUUAACACUGGGCAUCUUCAGCCUCAGACACUUCUGGAGCCCAAAUCUGGGGAGGGUGUACGACCAACAUUACAAGGCCAUGCUGGACGGUAUGGAGACAGACAGUAUCAUGGAGAUUGACCCCGCCCAUCGCACUGAGAUCUUCAGGAUGGGGAACGGCAGUGAUGAGGUGCUCGUGGUCCAUGACUUCAAACAUGGAAUCACAGGGAUCUGGUUCGCCAAACACCAGCGGUGUUACAUCAAGACCCAGACCACAGAGCUUCCCAAAGUGACAGAGGUGGUGACAGUGGACACAGAGCUACUGGUGGGUGAGACAGAGGGCAUAGACAUGCAGGUGAUGGAGGACUCCCAGGUGUGGGUGCCUGCCGAGGAGCCCAUCACUAACCCUGCCUUCCUCCUCAACUCCAAGAUCUGGGAGAUAUGCCAGGAGCUGCCCAUCCACUGGAUCCAUCCCUCCCCCAUGAGAGAUGCUGAGUUCCACGAGGUGGAGGAUGAGGAGGACAUACCUGAUGCUGAGGUCAGAGGUAACCGCGUCGCUCGUGACGUCCUGGACCAGGUUCCUGUCAACGACUACAGAGACAUUGGAGUUGAGCUGGAUAACCGUCUGGAUGAUCAUGGCUACUGCUGCCAGCACUGUCGUCGUGGUUACCGCUACUGCCAGCGCUACUACGAGCCUCUGGGGGGGUUCAACCCCUACCCCUACUACUACCAAGGAGGACGUGUCAUCUGUCAGAUCAUCAUGCCCUGCAACUGGUGGAUAGCCCGUAUGCUCGGGAGGAUCUGAUUGGAUAGUGGAACUGGAUUCAACUAUGUUUCAGCACAAAUAACAGGUGCGUUCAUUUAAGGCUGGAUUUACACUGCAGUAGGCUUAGUGUCUCAGCAAACGCAAAGAGACUUUAGUGCAUGCCAGAAUUUGUAUUAACUCUAAGCAAGGGUAAGUGACAUUUUGCUUUUGUGAACGCUUGGUAGAGUGUAAACCCAGCCUAGGCCCACCCGGGGCACAAGGUGGGUGAAGUUUGCACAUUUGAGACAAUUACAUUGGUCCUAAGGUGCAAACUCCGCCCAACUGGUUCAUUCGGUGAGGUAAAAUGAAUGCACCCCUUGCUUCUCCCCAAUCAGUAUUCCAAAGCCUUUGUGAUAUCAAAACAUUUCUAGUACAGAAUUAUUAUGCAUCCUAUCUUUGAAAAGAAUCAAAUCUACUGUCAGUCUCUCAUAAGUCUAAAUGGAGUUUUGGGAGCAUGUAGGUGAUUUCUCUAAAAGGCCUUGAUGUGUCAUCGGUGUGCUGAAGUGCAAUUUUUCUUUUAACAUGUAUUAAAUCUUUUUUUAAGAAUUUGUAACAGUAGCUAAAGAGCUAGUUUUUACUGUUUCUCACAGUGCUGCAUUUCUUUCUCAUUUCAUUUCCUUCUUAAUCUUUUUUAUGGGUGGCGUAUAACCGACUUUCUCUUGCUGUGUGGAGCAGACCUGUGUUCAAAUAGUAUUUGAUUUCUUUCAAAUACUUUGAGCCUUUGAUUGAGCUUUCCUGGAGUGCUAGAUCGAUCAGGGUUUGCAUUUUUGGUACUAUCCCGGUGGUCCAAUCGCACAAGACAAACACAGCUAAAGUAUUUGAAAGAAAACAAAUACUAUUUGAACCCACGUCUGCUGUGGCCUAUGACAACUAACAAUGUAUUUUAUGUAGAACAUACUGAAGUGCUGUAGCCUGCUCACUCUGUCAAGAGCAUUUAACCCUUUCUAGACAAAAAAUAAUAUAUGUCCUAUUUUUUGUGAAUGAUCUGUUUUGACUAUUGUUUACUACAAUUAGCAUGUUUAACUUGAAAUAUAUAUGUAUUGAUGUGGAGGUAUAUAAAUACAUAACAAAAAACUAUCAGAAUGAGUCGACUAAUUAUAAUAAAGCAGCGGCUAAAGAUAUGCUUCAUUCUUCUAA
This is a messenger RNA of Salmo salar (Atlantic salmon), 2180 nucleotides long. RefSeq names its product tenomodulin (gene tnmd). The record is from RefSeq and is a predicted model, not a curated record. NCBI's taxonomy places the organism in Eukaryota, Metazoa, Chordata, Actinopteri, Salmoniformes, Salmonidae. Gene Ontology annotation, biological process: negative regulation of endothelial cell proliferation; negative regulation of angiogenesis.